UCUCUUAUAUACAUUUAGUUCGUUCUAUAAAAGAAGAAGAAGGAGAAGAAGGAGAAGGACAAGAAGAAGAAGAAGAAGAAGGAGAAGAAUAAGAAGAAGAAGAAGGAGAAGGAGAAGAAAGAAGCCGUAGAAAUGGUUACUGUAGUAUCUCAAGAAGACAUGGCGGCUCUGGUUUCUCGAACUGGAAGACAACUUCAGCGUUACAACAAAGCCGGCCGCCGUCAAGUUGUUGGAUGUAUACCAUAUAGAUAUAAAAUGAUGACGGACGAAAACUCCUUAGAGGGUGAAGAAAAUUUACAAGUUCUUCUCAUCAGUUCACAGAAAGGCAAAGGAAUGUUGUUUCCUAAGGGAGGAUGGGAAUUAGAUGAAUCCAAAAAAGAAGCAGCUUCUCGGGAGAGUCUUGAGGAAGCUGGUGUACGCGGCAUUGUUGAGGCUAAGUUGGGUAAAUGGAUUUUUAAGAGCAAAACUUAUGAUACAUUCUAUGAAGGAUACAUGUUCCCUCUAUUUGUUCAAGAAGAAUUAGAUAUCUGGCCUGAGAAAAACGUUCGUAAAAGACAAUGGGUGAAUGUGACAGAAGCUCGGAGAAGUUGCCAACAUUGGUGGAUGAAAGAAGCUUUAGAUAUAUUAGUUCGACGACUUGCAACUCAACAACGACAUAAUCAUUUUACUCAUAAAGAAAUAGGGUAUUCUUCUUUAAGCUAAUGUGAAAAAGCUAAGGUGAUAAUAAAUUGUAUAUACACAAUCGUGAGAUAUGUAAAGAAGAAUUUGAGAGUCCAAACGAACAAGAUCCAAGAUCAAGAAUAGAAAACUUGUAGUUGUUUGGAGGGAAAAAAAAAACACUAGAAAUGUGAAGAGAGAAAUAUGAAAAUUUACUUAUUGAGAAAUAUGAGUUUGUA
Messenger RNA from Carica papaya (papaya), 896 nucleotides. RefSeq names its product nudix hydrolase 18, mitochondrial-like. NCBI's taxonomy places the organism in Eukaryota, Viridiplantae, Streptophyta, Magnoliopsida, Brassicales, Caricaceae. Gene Ontology annotation, molecular function: pyrophosphatase activity. Gene Ontology annotation, cellular component: cytoplasm; nucleus. The record is from RefSeq and is a predicted model, not a curated record.